This is a messenger RNA of Enhydra lutris kenyoni (northern sea otter), 7850 nucleotides long. RefSeq names its product centrosomal protein 295. Gene Ontology annotation, cellular component: cytosol; centriole; centrosome. The record is from RefSeq and is a predicted model, not a curated record. Lineage: Eukaryota; Metazoa; Chordata; Mammalia; Carnivora; Mustelidae. The coding region runs from base 74 to 7810 and encodes 2578 amino acids. Gene Ontology annotation, biological process: regulation of centriole replication. The transcript is spliced from 30 exons.
CGGGAGGUCUCCGACUGAGCUGCGGUUCCUGAUUCCGGGCCCCCGGUUUUCAGAAACUUUAAAGUACCUGGAAAUGAAAAGAAAGGUAGGGAAUGCUGGCAAGCUGAGACUGAGUCCUAAUGAGGAAGCUCACAUUUUAAAGGAAGAUUAUGAAAGACGACGAAAACUAAGAUUGCUGCAGGUUCGAGAACAAGAAAGGGGUAUCGCUUUACAGAUAAGAGAAGACAUAAAACAGAGGAGAAAUCAGCAAUUAACUCGUUUGGCAGAGGAACUAAGGACAGAAUGGAAAGAAUCACAAACUCAGAAAAUAAAGAACUUGGAAAAGCUGUAUUUGGCAAGUUUAAGAAGUAUGGGAGAGGGACACCAACAUGCCAAAGAAAAUGAACCUGAUUUGAAUGCUCUGGCACGGCGGGCAGCAGAAAGAAGAAGGAAAGCAGAAAUGAGGCAUAAAGAAGCUCUGAAAUUACAAAAGAAUAAAAAAGAAGAACUAGCGAAACAAAAAACCUGGCAUAUAACAGCUCGAAAGGAAGCACUGCUUGUGGAAAAAGAGAGAUCGGCCAAAAUUACAAGUCUGCCACCACCACCCCCAGCUCUUUUUGAGAACAUUGAACUAAAGAGAACUUCUAAUGUGAAAACUGGUAGAUCCACCUAUCAUCAUCUUUGCACUUUUGUGAGCAGAGAGACAGACACAGAGCAGCCAGAUCCUCAUUUGGCUGCUGAAGAAGAAGCUAAAAAACUGGAAGAACGACAAAAACAGGCAGCACAGGAGAGAAUGGAACAGUAUCAAAAGGCUCAUGUGCGGGGAUUUCAAGCAAUGAAAAAGACCCAUUUGGCUCAAACUCAGGAGAAACUAAUGAAAGAACUCAAACAACUCCAACAAGAGGACCUGGCACGUAGGAGACAGACUGUGGCACAGAUGCCACCACAACUCAUUGAGCUUCCAUACAAACGCAGUGAAAUGAAAGAAGACUGGCAGAGAGAGCUGGAAUUUGCCUUUGAAGACAUGUACAAUGCAGACAGGAAAGUGAAAGGAAACCUGAUUUUGCACCUCGAACCGGAACCUUUGCCCACUGUGACUGAUCAGGUCCAAGAUGAAGAACUGGACCUUUCAAUGGAACAAGAAAGUUUAGGAGAAACUGAAAAUAGUCCAGUUACAGAAGCCGAAACAAUAUGUUCCAGUGAAGCAGAAGUUCCCUUGGCAAUAAAGACCCACCAGGUCCCUUCAAAAAUUCUUUUUAAGAAAUUAUUAAAUAAGAUCCGAAGCCAAAAAUCUCUCUGGACGAUUAAAUCCAUGUCUGAGGAUGAAAGUGAAGUGAUUACAGCUCUUAGUGAAACUGAGAGUAAAGUACCAACAGUCGAAUCAGGAGGAACUGUUGGCGAAGAGAGGACGUCAUCCUCUGGGCAGGAACAAGUUGCUGAAAGUGAUACUUUAACAAUUGACUCUGGACCACUUACUAGUGAAGAGAAACCGCUUUCAUUGGAUACAGACUCUGAAAAGGAACAAGAAAUGAAGGAGGCUCAGCCUAUCACAGCUGUAGCUCAGAGUUCAAUUCUACUUCAUCCUCAAGAAGAAGCAUCCAGAAUUAGAAUGGCAGCAAGGCAGAAACAGAUAAUGGAAAUAGAAGAGCAAAAGCAAAAGCAGUUGGAAUUACUUGAACAAAUUGAACGACAGAAGUUACGAUUAGAAACUGAUUGCUUCAGGGCUCAGCUGGAAGAAGAAAAGAGGAAAAGAACGCAACAGAUUGGGGUUGGCACUGCUCCAGCGCCAUGCACUGUAACUUAUGAUGAAGAUAAUCAUAGGCAGAUGAUUCAUAACUAUCAACUUCAGCUUUUACAGCAGAACAGGUUUCACAGACAGUCUGUUGAAACAGCCAGGAAACGAUUACUUGAAUAUCAGACUAUGUUAAAAGGAAAGUACUCAUCUGGGUUAGCCACUUCACUGACAUCUGAUUCUGUUAAAUCAGUACUACCACAGAAUACUGAAAGACCCACUGUCAUAUCAGAGCAUUGGGAUCAAGGUCAGAGACCCAAGCUGAGUCCUGACAAAUACCUGCCUGUGCCAUCCAUACAGAGCUCCAGAUCAGAAGAAGAUCCUUUUCAGAUUCCAAGACAAAGUCUCUUUCCACAAAGACAGGUAGAAACAGACAUGGUAAUCAAUUCAGAUGUUUUAGCCAAGCAGUCUUUGGAAUCAAAGGAACAGCCUAAGCAACUCUCACAGAGUGAAGUACAACAAAGAGGCUAUAAAUUGGUUCAUAAAGAUUCUCGUACACUUCCAAAGCCUUUGUCACAUGAUAGGCUGCUAGUAAUACAGGAUCCUAAAAUAGCUGAAAUAUCUCGGGCAACAACUUCUCAAACUUUAGAUCCCCAGCAGAGGUUCUCAGAGAACGAGGAAAGUAUACCCUCCAAGCUAACUGAACGUUCUUCAUUCCAACCAGCGGCAGCUGAGCAUGCUUUUAGUUCUCUGCCUGCUACAGUUGAAUCUCGAAAAAUCCAGGAAUCCUUUGUAGCCAUGAACAAAAGUACAGUUUCUGUAAGCCCUUCUGUAAUCAGCCACAUGCAGGGUAAGUCUUUGCCAACCUCAGAAAAUAUCACAGCCCACCUGGGUAAUUUGAAGGCUCUCCAAGAACAGUUAGACCUACAGAAGGAGGUUCUUCGGUCAAGACAGGAAGCUCAGGAACGAUUGCUUUUGUACAAACAGAAAGAAUUGGAAGGACAAACUGGCCUCUCUGUCUCCCUUCCAUUAGUAUCUCCGGAUUCAUUUGCUACACUGCCUUCUGCCAGAGCUGAAUCGGGGAGAAUCCAGGAAUCUUCUCCAACCAAGGAUGAUACUGCAGUUCCCUUAGGCCAUCUUGGGGUCCCACAACUUCCAGAUAGGCUUUGGAGUUUUUCACAGCCUGUCUUAUCACAGCCAGAUAAUUUUAACUUUCUCCAAGAACAGUUUCAUAUUCAGAGGGACAGCCUUCAGGCUAGGCGAGAAGCCCAAGAAGUGUCAUGUGUACAUAAACAGAGUGAAUUGGAUGGAAGAAUAUGGUCUGAACAGACUGCACCCCCUUCUCUCCCUUCGCAGGUAGCUCAGCAUACAUUUACUUCACUGCCUUCUGCUGGCACUGGAAAGAUCCAGCCACAGUAUUCAUCUGAGAGCGUGAAGGGUCUUCUCUCAAGCCAGUCUGAAAACCAGAAAUCUCGGGAUGGGUCUUUGAGUUUCCUACAGCAGUUCUUCCCUUUGCAUGAUAGUUUGCAGUUGCUCCGAGAACAGGUGACUAUACAGAGCGAUGCCCUUCAGGCAAGGCAGGAAGCCCAGGCAGAAUUGCUUCUGCAUAGACAGAGGGAUUUGGGUGAGUCUGGGCAAAUGGGUUCUUCACUUCCACCAGCGGCUGCUCCAUGUUUAGUUGCUUCACAAGCUUCUGCUAAAACUGAGCCUAGGAGAAUUCAGAACUUUGAUUUAUCUGAAAAGGAGAAUGUUAUUCCCUCCAGUCAUCCGGUAAUCCCAGCAUUUCAGGAGGGGCCUCGUAGUUUUCCACAGCAUAACCUGCCACGGCAAGAAAAUUUGACAGCACUCCAAGAACAGUCGCAUACACACAGGGUAAUGCUUGGUGCUGAACAAGAAACUCGGGAAUUUGUACACAAACCACAUGAAUUAGAGAAAACGGUUUCUUCUGAACAGACUGGCACCUCUUUAUCCCUGUCCCAGGUAGCUGAGUCUGAAAGAUGCCAGGAGUUUAUGCCAGGCAAGAGUGACGGUGUAGUUGCCUUAAGCUCUUCUAUGAUCCCGAGGUUUCAGGAAAGACGUCUGGGAUUUUUACAACCUACAUUACCUCUGCAAGAUAACUUGGAGGAACACCAAGAAUGGCUGGACACAGAGAAGGCGGCCCUUCAUUUCAGCCAGAAAAGCCAAGGAAAGGUAUCUUUGGAACAAACUGACUCCUCAUUCGAGCCCCAGGUAGGGCAGCCUUCAUUUACUUCGUUACCUUCUGCUGAGUCUGGUACAACCCAGGAGCCUCCUUCAACAGAGAGUGACAGCAAAAGUCUUUCAAGCCAUCUUCAGAUCCCACAGUUGCAGGAUAGGCUUUGGAGGAUAUCACAGCUUAUUCGGCCUCAGCAAGAUAAUUUGAAGGCGCUCGGGGAAAGGUUAGCUACACAGAGAGAAGCUAUCAUUCAGUCUAGACAGGAAGCUCAGGAAAAAUUACUUCUGCACAAACAGAGUGAGUGGAAGCAAGGAAGAUCUCCUGAGCAUGUUGGCUCCUCUUUCUUCUCACCCCCUCUUGUACAGCAUUCUCUUGCUUCAUUACCUCUUAGUGAAUCUGGGAGAACCCAAGAACCUUGUUCAACUACGAGUGAUAAUACAGCUUCCUCAAGACAUUCUGAGAAACCGGGAUUGCCUGAUAGGCUUUUUGGUUUAUCACAGCCUGUUUUACCUGAACAAGAUCACUUGAUUGCACUUCAGCAAGAACACUUGCAUGCACGAAGCAGUUCUCUUCCGUGUGGCAAGAAAACCCAGAAACACUUGGUUUUGCCCAGACAAUAUGAAUUUGAGGAGAAGUUGUCUUCUGAGCAUUUUGUCCAGCUUCCCCAUGGUGAUUUGAAAGUACUUCAGGAGCAGUUAGAAAUACAAAGAAGAGCCAUUCGAUCUAGACAGGAAGUCCAAGAAGAAUUACUUUUGCAAAGACUAAGUAAAUUGGAGAAAAGGGUGUCCUCUGAGCAGAUUAGCUCUUCAUCGGUAUCCCAGGUAGCACCGCCUGUUGCUGACUCUGAAAGAAUCCAAAAGCCUCUUGCAACCAGAAGUGACCGUACUGUUGCCUCAAGUCACUCUGAGAUCUCAGCAUCCCAGGAUAGACUUCCGAGUCCAUCACCGCCUCUUCUGCCUUCACAGGGUAUUUUGGCAGCACGGUUGGACUUCGAGAGGGAAGUGGUGCAUUCUAAUGAGAAGGGCCAGGAGGAACUGUUAAACAACCAAACAAAAUCGACUGCAAGUGAAUCUUCCGAGCAUCCUAUUCCCUCUUUGUUUUUACCCACAGAAAAAAAGCAUCCAUUUAUUCCACUCCCUUUUGCUGAAGUUAAAUCUAAAAACCAUGGUGAAUUGUAUUCAUCUAAGAAUGAACAGGCAGCUCCCUCAAGCAAUUCCAUGACCCCCAGACUUCAAGAUAGACUUUUGUGUUUUUCACAACCUGUCUUAACUCUGCAAGAUAACCUAGGACUUCAGAAGCAGCUGGAUCUACAAAAGAAAGUUCUGCAUUUUAGCCAAAAAGCCCAAGAAGAAUUGCUUGUACAGAGACAGACAACACUGCAGCAGCAGGUACAGAAACAUCAAGAGACUUUGAGAGAUUUCUUUAAACAUAGUCAGAUAAGUAAGCCCACAGCUGAAGGUGAUACAGAAACUCAGAAGCUCAGAGAGUGGCUUCCUGUUCUCCAAGACCUAGCAAGGGCCGAUCAGGAAGGCAUCAGUUCUGCGAAUAGGAGCAACUCUGGUGAUAAUCAGCUGCUUUCAGAAGAGAGUGGUGCCAAGCAAAGUGGUGAGCAUCUGGACAAAGAACUGGGCAGGAGAUCCUCAAAGCCACCUGUAGCAAAAGUGAAAUGUGGAUUGGACUUGAACCAGCAUGAACUCAGUGCUAUACCAGAGGUAGAGUCACCAGCAAGUGGCAGAACAUCUAUACUAGGUAAACCAGAUUUUUAUCAAGACAGGGACCCCCUAAGGGUCUCAAUAAGCCGAGAACAAAGUUUCUUUGGGAGCCAACUGAACUGUGAUGCAUUUGGUUGUCUUUACCCCAUUGCCCAGGAAUACGUUUGUAAUGAUGACUCCAAGGAAGCAGUCACGGUCAAGGAGGCUAUGGCUGAGAAUCAUGCCGUGGAGGAAGAACAGACAUAUCUGAGUCCAACUAUGAAGCCGGAUAAUGUUAGUAAAGAGAUUUAUCAUGAGCCAUUAUCAUCAGUAACUGUUUCUACUGGGAGCUUUUUAAGUUAUGAAAACACGGAUCUGAGCCUUACAGAUCCAGGGUCAUUUUCAGAGCUGGACCCAAGGGAACAAGAAUCUACCACUGGUAAAGAAGAGGAAAGAGAUAUUUUAAGUUCUGUACUUCCCUCAUCACAAGUUCAUUAUCAAAGACAGGACUCUCAGGAAGUUCAUCAACCUCUGUUGCCUGCAGUGGAAAAGUUUACACCUGGUAAGACACACAUGCAGCAGAUGAGAGGCAAGCACAGAAAUGAAGCAAAUUUGAUGACUGAAAAAAACAGACUUGAGGUUGACCUUGACUUUCCGGAGUUGGAGCACACUUUUCCAAAUUUGCAUCGUCAGCUAUUUAAACCCUUAGAACCACAUCCAGAUUUUGAUAUAUCAUCAUAUUCUGGGAUUUCUCAAGACAGUGGAGACUUUUGCCAGAACUCAGAUUCUUCAUGUGAAAGCCAUCACACUGUUGCAGCACCCAGAAGCACAGUUUCCUUUACAGCACUAAAAACCAGCCUGAAUUCUUCUAACACGAGCCCAAACCAGCAGCUGGACCCUCCUUUGGCUCAUGCUGCUGCUCAGAUAUUUGCCACAGAAAAGAUUCUUUCAGGAUCUGAACAAUCUUUUCAACAGCUUCUGCCGGAAUUUUCUUCACAGGAGGGGAGCCAACAUAUUGAUCUACCAAGUAUUUUUAGCAUUGAAGCAAGAGAUUCUUCCCAAGGCAUGGAAAAUCAGAACUAUUCUGAACAGAUUGAAAUGCAAAAUAAGAAAAAAAGUGUUCAUUUCCACCUCUGUGUAGGAAAUUUACAGAGUUCAGUCUUCAGUUCCUCUGAUGAGGCUAAUGUAUUUCAUCCCUUAAGUCUACAGUAUAGCACGCCGUGUGGGUCUACCUCUAGUGAGUGCUCAACAAAAGCCCAACCUGAAGGCAGAAAAGAAAGACUGGGCUUUGAAGAACUAUCAGAAAGAGGACUUGAUGGAGAUAAAAAUGAAAGCCUUGGGGUUUUAAAUAUAAAUUCACAUGCGGAGGAAAUGGAUUCUCAAUCCUGUGUCAGAACAGUGGAAAGGGGAACUUCAGUCGAGGCACCAUAUUCUAUUGAGAAUGAAAAGUAUUUUAAGAAUUCCACUAAGACAGAAACUCCAAAAAUCCCAGGAAACCUUUCUCACCUAGCAGAGUCAGAGCUCUUUUUAAGUUCUGGAUCAUUACAGAGCUCUAUUCCAGUGUGGGAGACAGAGUCUGGCCAUGGUAUAAUAGAAGAACCAGAGCUUACAUUAGUAAGCACCAGUGAUAUCAGUAUUGCUGAAAUGGAUCUUGCAAAUCUAACACUAGAAGAAAAGAAAGGAAAUGAGGCAAAAAGCAGUUCUCAGGUGAGUGAAUUUCUACCUUUUGUAUCAGUAACAGAAACCUCGGAUUAUCCAGAUGUAUCUGAACACGGCACGGAGGAGCGCAUGAUUGUGUCUGCAGAAACCCCUCCAAAGAUUAUAGCUCUACCUGGGAGCUUACAAGAAGCAUUUAUAAAGAGGAAAAAAUCAUUUAUAGAAAGAUCCUCCCAGAGACAGAAAGAAAUAAAGAAUAAAAUUCGUAUUCCUGAAAAUUCUCAAAUCAAAAUAGCUAAGGAGAAACCUACAGGCUCAUCUGUGAAUCGCCUGAAGGAUGUGAAUAAAGUUAAGGUUAAAGUGUUACUUCCUAAAGACAGAAAGACUACACAAGCCCUCAUGCAUCAAAGGGCCCUAAGAUCAUACAAUCAAUUAGCUGAAGUCAAACAGCAAAGGGAAGAGAAAGCAAAGCAAGAUGCAUACGCCCAAAACAGAGCAAGGACUAAAGAAUUUCAUAAGCAAACACUGGAGAAACUUAGAGCCAAAAAUACAUGCUGACUUUCUACUAGAAGUGUAAAGUUUUUUUUAAAUUAUGUGU